This is a messenger RNA of Prunus persica (peach), 2706 nucleotides long. Its product is annotated as pentatricopeptide repeat-containing protein At1g52640, mitochondrial. NCBI's taxonomy places the organism in Eukaryota, Viridiplantae, Streptophyta, Magnoliopsida, Rosales, Rosaceae. Gene Ontology annotation, molecular function: protein binding. The coding region runs from base 34 to 1491 and encodes 485 amino acids. The record is from RefSeq and is a predicted model, not a curated record. The transcript is spliced from 2 exons.
AAUAACCAGUGUGUAGUCUGUUCAAAGUUCAAUAUGGAGGAGGGCAUGGCUGAGAACCAAAUCUCACCACCACACCCAAUUCACCGUCCCCCUCCUUCUUCGCAGCUCCCCCUAUCACCGACCUCCAUCUCAUCGUCGGUCAAGAUCAUCCUCGACAUCCUAAUCCGAACCACACCCCAGCAGAUCGAACCGGCUCUCGCCUCCACCGGAAUAAUCCCCACCACCGAAGUCGUUGUCGAAGUCCUGAAGCUCUCGUACGACUACCCAUUCUCCGCCAUAAAGUUCUUCCGAUGGGCCGGGCUGGCCCACAAGCACUCAGCCCACGCCUGGAACCUCAUGGUCGACCUCCUCGGCCGCAACCGCCUCUUCGAGUCCAUGUGGGACGCCAUCCGCUCAAUGCGGCAGGAAAAGACUCUCUCCUUGGCCGCCUUCGCCUCCGCCUUCGGAAAUUACUGCGCUUCUGGAAGCUUCGACGACGCCCUCAUGACUUUUCAGGUCAUGGACAAAUACGGCAUCCCAAACGACGUCGUUGCCGCCAAUUCUCUGCUCAGCGCAAUGUGCGGCGAAAACGGCUGCGUUUUGAGGGCUCUGGACUUCCUCGAGACCAUGAAAUCGAAGCCGGAAUUCGGCCCCGACGGGGACUCGUUUGCUAUUUUGCUCGAGGGGCUGGAGAAGGAAGGGGAUGCGGCGAAGGCGAAGACAACGUUUGGGGAAAUGGUGGUGAGAGUUGGGUGGAUGCCGGCGAACGUGGCGGCUUACGACGCUUUCUUGAUGACGCUGGUGAGAGGGGAACAAGUGGAGGAGGCUCUGAAAUUCUUGAUUGUGAUGAAGAAGAAUAGCUGCUUGCCAGGUUUGAGAUUCUUUUCCAGUGCUCUUGAUAUUCUUGUUAAGCGAAAGGAUUCGAAGAAUGCAAUUUUGAUUUGGGAUGUUGUGGUUGGCAAUGGUAAUGGGUUGGUGCCUAAUUUGUCAAUGUACAAUGCCAUGAUUGGAUUAUUGUGUGAUUGCAAUGAGGUCGAUGAUGCAUUUAGGCUCCUUGACGAGAUGGUAUUUCAUGGUGCUUUUCCUGAUUCUUUCACUUAUAAUGUGAUCUUUAAGUGUUUGCUUAAGAACAAGAAGGUUGGUGAUGCUGGUAAGUUUUUUGUGGAGAUGGUGAAGAAUGAGUGGCUUCCCACCCAUGCUAAUUUUGCUGCUGCCAUCACCAUGUUUUUUGAAGGGGAUGACCCUGAAAUGGGGGUUCAGAUUUGGAACUUUAUGGUUGAAAACAAGGUCGAGCCUCUUGAUGCAGCGGCCAAUGCCUUGCUCUUGGGGCUUUGUAAGUUAGAUAGGUUGUCAGAGUUGAAGAGGAAUGCUGACGAUAUGCUUGAUAGAAGGAUCAGCAUAUACGAAUCAACAAUGGCGAGCUUGAAGAGUGCUUACUAUAAGGAUGGCAGAGGUGCAAGGGACAAAUAUGAUGGCUUGGCAAGGAGGUGGAAGACCUCACUAGGUCGCUAGACAUUUUAUGGCUUAGGUUCUUUUUUCGAUAUGUAUAGGAGUUAUGUUCUUUACUUGCAUAGGCGUAAUCACUUGUGGAAAGUGCGUAUAUAUUCUUUUUCCGUACCAAGCAGGUUUUGUGGUUAACUGUUAUUAUACAAAUUGCCUCUUGUAGCUGUCUGACCUAUUCGUCUUCUCUCUUUCCCGUUCCUCCUUUUUUUUUGUUUUGGAUUUUGCUUUUCUUUUCUGAUAUAUUCAGUUUGAUUUUGAUUUCUUGUUGUUCAAUGUGCCUGCUGCUGGUUGUGAAAUUCUUUCCUUCCUUGAGUUCCUGGUAUGAAUGCUUUCUUGUUACGUGUUUCCAGAGCUUUUAUUAUUUAACAGUGCAAUCACCAAGCUGCAUAUAAAUGCUGAGAGCAUUAGUAGCUCUCUUACUUUACUGCAUUUUGGUGCUUCGUUUCAUAUUUAUUUUAUUUAUAAUUUUUAUGACAGUCGCUGGCCCUUUCCAAUGUCUUUUUGAGAAUUUCUAUUCUAGACUUUGCUAGAUGGCCUCUCAUCCUGGUAGUUGGUGUCCUUAAAUCAUAACUUGAGAGUGAUUAUGCUUGUUUUGACUCAUUGGUGUACAUUUCAUGAGGCAUCGUUGGAUUGUUCUUUGGAAUGUAAAUGAUGCCUCCUGGUGCAGGUUUGUCAUCUCUGUAUCUGUAACCCUUUUCUCUCCCUUGAUGACUCAUGAAUUGUUGAAGUCCCAAAUUCUCUUCAUUCACCUUUCUAAAACUUAAAAUCGAUGAACUAAAGGACUUAUUAAAACCCAAUGAUCGUUUAGAUCAAUUCAUUUCUUAAAAUCUUGAAAGGAAUUGUUUUUCAAGGCAUGGAAUAUUUUUUGUUUUAGAAAGGCCAGGGUUCUUUUUCUUUUUAUCUGACGAAGAAUGCAAGUAGAAAAAUUGCAUUUAUUUCAGGCGAGGGCAACAAGUUCUAUAAGAGCAUUUCCACUUCAUUUGCCAUGGCAAAGGGCAAGGGGAGGCAGGCAAAAGGCAAAUUGUGUUUUCAUCCAUUGACAUGGUAAAUGACAAUAUGGCAGCAGCGGUGUUAUAAGCAACUGCAUUCCAACCACCAUCUCCUUUGUGACCGAGCUGACGUUCUUCUCUAAGUAUAUCCGCUAAUGAACGCUCCAUUGUGUAUUCCAUCGAAAAUAAACUUUGUCAUCUCCUUCAGUGUCAUUAAUUUGCUUGUCUUUUCUUC